GCAGCACGCAAGCACAGGAACUUGGACGCGGAGCUUACACUGUGCCACCGACCGUCCAACGAAAAACCCUUCCAUAAACCCCAAUACCGUCUCCGCGUCUCAAAGAUGGUUCGCCGAAAGAACAACCACGUUAGCGGCACCAAUCAGAGCUUCAGCAACUCACAACAGCACAGCCGUUUCGAGGACGCGGACGAGGAUUUGACCACAGAGAGCUCCAAUCUCCAAAACUCUGUUGUAUUGAGCGACAAAGCUAUGGAGGACGAUUCGACGUGUGUGCCUGACGAUGUGUCCUUUAUGGAUGCCGAUGAUGGCAAGACCAGCGCUGACUAUUACUUCGAUUCCUACUCUCACUUUGGUAUUCAUGAAGAAAUGUUGAAAGAUGUUGUGAGAACUAAGACAUAUCAAAAUGUAAUUUACCAGAAUAAAUUUCUGUUCAAGGACAAAGUAGUUCUGGAUGUUGGAGCUGGGACAGGAAUUUUGUCCUUAUUUUGUGCCAAAGCAGGGGCAGCACAUGUUUAUGCUGUUGAAUGCUCCCAUAUGGCUGACAUGGCAAAAGAAAUUGUUGAAACUAAUGGAUUUUCUAAUGUUGUAACAGUUUUGAAGGGAAAGAUAGAAGAGAUUGACCUACCAAUAGCCAAAGUGGACAUAAUUGUUUCAGAGUGGAUGGGAUAUUUUUUGUUGUUUGAGAAUAUGUUAAACACAGUCCUCUAUGCUCGGGAUAAGUGGCUUGUCAAUGAUGGAGUUAUACUACCAGAUAAAGCUUCCCUCUAUUUGACAGCCAUUGAGGAUGCAGAUUACAAAGAAGACAAAAUUGAAUUUUGGAAUAAUGUGUAUGGCUUCAAUAUGAGCUGCAUCAAGAGGCAAGCCAUGAUGGAGCCCCUUGUUGACACAGUUGGCCAGAAUCAAAUCGUUACGAACUGCCAACUACUCAAGACAAUGGACAUCUCUAAGAUGGUUCCUGGGGAUGCUUCAUUCACAGCUCCCUUUAAGCUUGUAGCAGAACGUGAUGACUACAUCCAUGCUUUGGUGGCUUACUUUGAUGUAUCUUUUACCAAGUGUCAUAAGUUGAUGGGUUUCUCUACAGGGCCGAAAUCUCGCUCCACACAUUGGAAGCAAACAGUCCUUUACCUGGAAGAUGUUCUAACCAUAUGUGAAGGGGAAGCAUUGACUGGUAGCAUGACUGUGGCACCAAACAAGAAGAAUCCCCGAGAUGUCGAUAUAAUGCUCCAAUAUUCAUUGAAUGGUCGUCGUUGCACGGCCUCAAAAAGUCAACAGUAUAAGAUGCGCUGAUGCUUAACAAUUGGUGCAUCGGCCACUUGGGCUGUUGCCUUGCCCAAACCCCCCAUCUAUAACUACUUCCAUUUGUUUGGCAAUUGUAUUCCUAUUGUUUUUUCGUUGGAUUCAUAAUUGUUGUUUGCCGUUCAGUUUCUGUAACUUUGACCACUGCCUUUCAACCGGUUGUUCAAAAGAACAGGUUGAGAUUUAUAAUAUGCAAUUUUCAUUACAAUGGUGAU
Tripterygium wilfordii is the source of this 1514-nucleotide messenger RNA. RefSeq names its product protein arginine N-methyltransferase 1.1-like. The transcript has 9 exons. Gene Ontology annotation, molecular function: protein-arginine N-methyltransferase activity. Lineage: Eukaryota; Viridiplantae; Streptophyta; Magnoliopsida; Celastrales; Celastraceae. The record is from RefSeq and is a predicted model, not a curated record. Bases 106 to 1290 code for a protein of 394 amino acids. Gene Ontology annotation, cellular component: nucleus. Gene Ontology annotation, biological process: peptidyl-arginine methylation.